Molecule: messenger RNA, 3213 nt
Organism: Caenorhabditis remanei
Lineage: Eukaryota; Metazoa; Nematoda; Chromadorea; Rhabditida; Rhabditidae
Exons: 16
Coding region: 1-3213 (1070 amino acids)
Biological process (GO): negative regulation of actin filament polymerization
Cellular component (GO): cytoskeleton; cytoplasm
Molecular function (GO): protein binding
Source: RefSeq, a predicted model, not a curated record
AUGCGUGAUUUCGGCGGAGCCAUGUCGUCCGCCUCCUCCGCCAGCACAUCCGCCACAAUAAUCAAACGAAAUGGGAACAAUAAUUCGACGACGUCGUCGGGAGUGUCUUCAGAAGUCUCCCCGAAUUCGAUGACGUCACCAAACACGUCAUCCGGUGGGGAGCAUGAUCAGAAUCAGAAUAACAAGAAAUGCGAUUGUUGUCCGUAUGGGUAUCAUAUCGAUUUGGGAUUCGUCUCGUUUGCACAGAAUGUUAGCAAUGGUUUCGUAUCGAGACAAGGAACCCCAACCAACAUGAUGCCACGUGGCAAUGGAGUAGACCGUCAGCUGAUGUCACCCCUUCUGGAUAACAGUAUUUUCAGUGAUUCUUUGGAGAAUUUGAUGAGUGAUUUCGAUGAUGUCCUGUCACCGCAUAAGGAGAUUGAGAAGACCCAGAAAACCGUGUCAGACAUUCGAAACCGGUUACAAGGUGGCUACAACUCAGAUUAUACCACUUAUCGACGUGUAGGCCACGCCCCUCACGGACCACCACCAAACCACUACCCACCAGAGCUACCGAGAAGGGCGGCGCCGCAGUUUGAACCGGUCAAACCGUCUCCAAUAUCACGACCGGUAAACUUGAAUCUUGGGUUCACUGGUAGUCGCAGCAAUACCCCGACUAGAUUCGGGGCAACUAAUGGAAGUGCUAAUGGCUACUCCACCGCGUUGGCGAAAACCGUCUCAGAAAUCCGUGCUCGAAACGCCGAGUCCCCUUUUCCCGACAGUCGUGUCGGGACGCCAAUCGACUUGGGUCUCCACCAGACCUCCACCACAAACGGUUAUCAAACGCCUAGCUCCCGAUUCGCCAGAUAUGAUGAUCUACCGCCGACGCCUACACCGACUUUCAGAAGAGCACCGUCUCAAGGCGACCUGCCACGUCACUACUCUCACGUACCGGCUAGCGCUGGUCCGGGGGACUUUGCUAGUCUGAGACGUGGCCGAGAAUUCGCUCUUCCACCGGAACAAGAGCAUCAGCAUCACUCGAGGGUCAGAUUCUUCUCAGCAUCACCAAAAGUUCAGAGGAGAACUCUUCAAGCGGGACCAUCCAUCGACGUGGAAUCGCAUUUCACGUAUGCGCAAACUCAAAAUGGUCAAAAAGUGUUGGCGAGGACUCAGUCGACUAGUACCUCACCGCCGCCAUCCCCUAAAACUUCAGCCUUCGAACCAGUAAAUGGCGUCAAUGGACACGCCCACAAUAUUCAGAAGCCAGUAGUCACACGCUCCAUAGCUGUGUCGACGGGACCACUCCCCGCGCCGAAGCCAUGCGGAGAGUGCGCUGGACUGAGAAAGGAGUUGUUUUUGGCGGUCGAGAAAAUCCCCCCGCCACCAGCGGAAACCUGCCACGUGUCCACCUCCACCAUCCCGCUCGCCUUAACCGACCAAUCCGUCGGCUCCGACCCCCUAGAGCAAUGCCACGUGGCACUUGGCACGGAGCCAACUUCCACGAAAGAAGUUGGCACCGUGCCAGACAUCGUUGAGCCAUUGCAGUUAUUACACGGAGAGACGCAGACAGAUAAGCGGGUUACGGUAGAUCGGGCUUGCAGUCCGGUCGGGUUUGAGCCGGAAGUCAGGGAAGUUAUCAAGGAAGUGGAGAAGGUGGUUACGGUACCUACUGCGACCGCCACGUCAUCUGAAUGUCAAGAAUGCGUGAAACGACAGGAUGUGUUUACAAGGAAUGUCGGAGUGGGCGCCUGCUCGAUUUCUGAUAAAAUUUGCGUGAGCUGUGAUAAGCAAGUGGAGGAGGCCGACGAGAACGAGGCGCCGGGUUUUAAGAUCGACCCAAAGGAUGACCAAAAGCAACGGGAAUUUGAGAUUGCUAAAGCGAACGCCGUCAAGAAAUUACUAACAAAUGAACAAAAGAGCAAUUUUCAGAGAGGCACCGCGGUUUCGAAAUCCGCCCGCUUCGACCGUAAACGUUCUGUUGACGACUUAGACUACAUAGUCGACAAGAAAAACGCAGUGUCCUCCGCCACAGGCACCCACGAGGCUCCGCCCACAAUUCCAGAUCCCUCCGAAUCGCCGUUGAAGUCGAAAGUGAUUCUGAAAAAAGAGGUGGUGAUCGAAGCACCGCCAGCUAAGCAGCUCCCAGACCCCAUACCAGCUAGAAUUCCACGUCCAAAAAUUAGUAAAUGGGCGGUGACGUCGGAGGAGGAAGCUGCGGAGACACCCGACGAGCAGGAGGAGGCUCAGGAUAGGUUGACACCACUGAGAAGUGAUAUGAGGCAGUUGGGAAAUAGAUGGCAACGUGGCGUCAACAACGCCGCCACCAACACUCAACACCUACCGUAUGCCGGCUCGGCGGCGGCACAACAGGAAGAUAUGAGUGACUCCGACGCGGAAUCCGAUUGCUCUGCACACAGUGACGCAACGUUUGAGGUCAACGAUGACGUGUUCGAUGCCGCCCCAUUCGAAGUGUCUGAUCGUCUUCGUGAAGCUCUUGAGAAUUUCAACUCAUCGAUCCUCGAGCCGGGUAGUGUGCCUGAGGAGACUGUGGAAUGGUCCGCAAAACUGGUCCGCCAUGUGUGGAUGACCACAGCUGGCAACGCUUCGUCACGAUACGAGAAUGUCGACAGAUUUGUCGGCGAAUUAGGCAAUUUGGGCCCUCAAAUCCUUCAUAUGGUUGUCAAUUUUUGUGAUCAGAAUGGUAACACUGCUCUACAUUACGCUGUGUCGCACGCGAAUUUCGCCGUGGUUUCCUCGAUUUUGGAUAGCGGGGAGUGCGAUUUGGACGCGCCUAAUCGGGCCGGCUACACGGCCGUCAUGCUCGCCGCUCUCUCGCAACUCGACGACGAGCUCGAGAAGGCCGUCGUGCACCGUCUAUUCCAAAUGGGUGAUGUCAAUGCGAAGGCGUCUCAACACGGUCAGACCGCUCUGAUGUUGGCGGUGUCGCACGGCAAAAAGACCACGACUGAGCUACUUUUGGCGUGCGGAGCCAACGUGAAUGAGCAAGAUCAGGAUGGGUCGACGGCGCUGAUGUGUGCCGCCGAGCACGGACAUAAGGAGUUGGUGAAGAUGUUGUUGGCGGAGAACACGUGUAACGCAUCGUUGACGGAUGUGGACAACUCUACCGCCUUAUCAAUCGCUUUGGAAAACGACCAUCGCGAGAUCGGUGUCAUGAUCUACGCCUACCUUAACUAUGGCCGUCUCGACAUCUCCGGACCAACAUCUACCAUUUAA